Messenger RNA from Arabis nemorensis, 633 nucleotides. Lineage: Eukaryota; Viridiplantae; Streptophyta; Magnoliopsida; Brassicales; Brassicaceae. The record is from the annotation of a GenBank genome assembly.
AUGCAUGCGUUUUCCUCGACGGUGACGUAUAGUCCAAGCUUCAGUUGCUACGCUUCCGAUGAGUUCGCCGCCGCCGUUAAAGUUUCCCGCGAAAUCCAUAGCUACAAUAAUCAACAUUCCGACAUGGACGAAGUCCUUGACUUCGAGUUCGAAACGUCGCCGUUACACGAAGAGACUUUCGUCCACUUCCCGACGUUCGCAAUCGACGCCGUUUUGGUGAGCAAAAAGAAAGACAAUGACGUGGCAGCCUCCGCUGCAUGGAAGAGUACUUCGCCUUCUCCUUCGUGGCCGGAAUUAGAAGAGUUUGAGGACUUCUCAAGCAACUGCCUAUGGAGUCCACUCUGUUCGCCGGCGACUUCGAAGAUAUCGAAACGGCGCCGUUUAAAGAAUUUUCUGACGAGAAGCCAUAGCGACGGUGCCGUAUCGAAAGGUUGCUCUUUCAAGGGUUUUAUGAGAAGGAGUCACAGCAACGGAAGCAAGAGUUCUAGCUCGCCGGCCGUGAAAGGGAGAGAUAAAACGGCGUCGUAUAAGCCGCCGAUCAUCGGAGAAGGAGAUAAGCGAAGAACGUCUUAUUUGCCCUACCGGCAAGAUUUGAUCGGAGUGUUCGCCGUGAUGCGAAGAUUACGUCAUUAA